UGCUGAGAGAUGCUCCAGGCAGAGUCUGCUCCCCGUUCCAGGCAUGCACGCCUGGCUGGGGCAGGGCAGAGCCCGGCUGCGCUCCUGAUGCGCUUCGGGAUGGGUUUUAGGACCUAGCAAGUGGCUCGGGAUUCACCCUGAGUGCAGCGUCAGGAGCAGGGACAAAGCCUUUGGACAGCCAGCUCUGGCUGAGGUCCGGGCAGUGCUGCUCCUGGGGCUUUUCUGGGACAGGGAGGCUGGCCAGGCUGGAGGAGCCAUGCCUGGAGCCUGCUGUUCCCCGUGGGGUCUGAGCCGAGGGGUCCCCACUGUGGUGAGGAGGGUGGGAGUGCACCCACCACACAUCUGGGGUGGCUUGAGCAAGCGGGGACAGGACCGGGAGUGGGUGCUGAGUGUGGGCGCACCCAGGAAGGAGAGAAGGAGCUGGCAGGGUGUGAGAGCAGGAGAUUAGGGCAGGGAGGUCAUAAUUUCAGGGCGAGGAGGGUGGCACGGCCCCUGGGCUGAUGUGUGCAGGCGGGUUGUGCCCAGGGGUGCUGUCAGGACUGACAGCCCCAAUGCUGCGUGGGCUGAGCACAGCCCAGGCGUGGUCAGUGAGUGACAGUGUCACCCUGGGACACUGGCACGCCACGGAGCCACAGGGAUGCUGCUCUUGGAAUCCCGCAGCUCCCAAGAGUCCUGGGGAGAACACCCUGCUCCUGCCCCGAGGCUGUUUGUGUUUGUCCACAAGAGGGAAAUGUUUCUCCAGGAUCAUAACUUCAGCGAGUCCCAUCCCCAUCACCCCGCUGCCAUCACCCUGCUGCCAACAUCCCACUCUGGGUUCAGGGCUGCUUCCCCACCUGUUUCCUACUCACCUGCCCUGGUGCUAGCAGCUGGUGGCCGAUGCUGAAUCACUCUGGUCCACGUGCCCUGGUCCCUGCGCUCGGCUCCGUGCUGAAGGACCGACUGGCUCUGGGAUAAACGUAGCGGGGGCGAAUCCUCCGACGUCGCUGGGCUUGGCUCUGCUCAUUAAUUCUUGUGCAAAGCCUUGGCUUGUUUGGGGCUCACAGUGACUGGGGACCCGCAGCAGUUGGCUUGGAGCCAGUGAUCACCCUGAGGACUGUCCCCACGUGCUCUGGGCUGGGGUCCCGCUGCUGGGAAGGAGUUGCUGUGAUGCCACACCGAGGCUCUUUGGCAUCGAUGUUUACAGAGUUGUGAUCCCUAGAAAGGUGACUCAGCCCAGCUCCAUGUCCCUGGGUUUCCAUCUUCACUCUCCUGGCUUAGGGAAAAAAAUUCACACCCUGGCUCCUCUGAUGGCUCCUUUGACCCCAUCCUGGAACAAACCCACCCGUGAACUGCAAAGGGUGAUCACACCAUGCCACGAGGCCCCUGAGACCCCCAGGAGCUCCCUGUAUUUGGAGAUUGGCCACAAGAAACGGCUUUGGGGGCUUGGUGGGGCUGCCUGGUAUCUGUGUGCCAGCAGCUCCAUGCGGGGCGUUGCCCGGCCCCUGGGUCUCACUUUUCCUGCUCAGCAGGACACUCUUAUCAGCUGGUGUUGAUAAGGAUGAGCUCCAGCAGCCUCCGCAGUGUUUUGCUUCCAGGAGCUGUGGGACCUGAGCCAGCUGGGGGGGGGCUGUGGCUGAUGAGGGCCAGGAAAGACUGGACUUUGGAAUGGGAAAGGGUGAACGGGGGCAUCCUGGAUGGCUGGAAGUGAGCUUGGAGGUGGCUGAUUGCCUUAGGAGCUAUUAAUCCCUCCCCAAAAUUGGGGCUCAUUAGCCUGGGUGUAGCAGUCUGAUCACACCUUAAUCACACUUGGAGGUGGGAGAUGCACAGCGCAGCGGGACAGGGACAGGAGCUCCCUCCUGGGCCACCUGUUUGCCCUGUGAGAUGUAACCAGGGGCUACCUGGCCCCAUCUGCCCCAGCCCCGGUGGCAACUGGCCCAGGUGUCGCAUGGCUCAGCUCCCAGCAGAGGCGUGGAACUGUAGCAGGGCCCACAGCAGGGCAGUGCUGGGGGUAGGAGGAACUUUGAUGAAUUGAAUUGCCCCAGAGUUGCAUCUGAUAUGCCAGAAAUGGAGAAAAUUAGUCAUGAAGUGCUGCUCCACCCAUGGAGUGAAAGCUAACGGAGCAGUUUAACCCUGUGCAGGGGAGCCCUGACCUGGUGAUUGAUGCUGCAGGCUAGCAGAGCUGUGGCUGGGAGCUGUGGCUGGGAUCUGGCCACCCUCCAUUCCCUGGGCCAUGCCUGUGUGGAGAUGCUGAGGAUGUCCCUGCAGUAAUGAGUGUGUGUCCACAGGAGUGGGAACAUCCUGGGUGAUGGGACCAGGUAGGAUCUGUGUGCCCAGGUGAGCUGGCCCAGUUCCGCCUUGGUUCAGUGGAGGGUCACUCUUGGAGGAGCAGGGAGUGCUACCAGAGCACCAGAGCUUUGUUCCUGGCGCGGUGUUGGGACAGCAGGAUCCCCUUUGAGGGUCCAGCUGCUGCUGUUAACAGUGGGAGUGCAGCCCUGCAGGAGCUGGGGUAUUGCCCACUUGCUGCCACCGCUGCCCCCACUGCUGGCUUCCCCAGGAUGUGCUGAGUUGGGGAGGAUGAUGCCAAAGGCUUGGGCAGGCAAGGGCAGCAGACCCAGCUCUCAUGUGGCCACCAAUGCUGUGCCCUGAGCUUUCACUGACCUUGCCUGGGUGUCCUGGACCCUCCUGUGCUGAGCACACGGCCCCGCGGCCGCUGGGGGACAGUGGGGACAGCGGAGUGGUGGGCAGGGGGGAUCCCCAGCAGGACGGGCAGCUGUGCCAUGAGCCUGCCCUUGGCUCUGCUGGGUUCCCAGGGGCUCAGAUCUGCCCCUGUGACACCUCGCUGUGCUGGCUGAACCUUUCACUCAGGCGCAGCUGCCAGCACCGUGUCCCUGUCCCUCCUUGGCACUGCGGCAGAGGGGACCCGGCGCUCCCCAGCCCCGUGGCGAGGAGAUGCGCGGCGGUCCUGAGGGCAGGAGCUGCUCCCUGGGACCUGCUUGGGGAACGCGGAAGGGCCAUGUGGGCUGUCGGCAUCCUGGGCUGGCUGCUGCUGCUGCUGCUGCCAGUGUCCCGGGUGGCAGGUGCCCGACCCUGCAUCCCCAAGGAUUUUGGGCACGGCUCGCCGGUUUGUGUGUGCAACGCCACGUACUGUGACACGCUGGACCCCCUGGUCCUGCCGACCCCCGGCUCCUACGUCAAGUACGAGAGCAGCAAGGCCGGCAAGAGGCUGGAGAGGAGCGAGGGGAGGUUCCAGAGCAGUCUGCGCACCCCAGGUACGGCCACGGGUGGGUGGCGGUGCCCCCGAGGGACCCCUGGGCAGCACGGACUGAGCCGGGCUCUUCCCCCAGGGCUGCUGCUGACCCUCAACAUCUCCACGCUGUACCAGCACGUGAAGGGCUUCGGCGGGUCCCUCUCCGAUGCUGCUGCCAUGAACAUCCUGAAGCUGUCACAGCCAGCCCAGGACAACCUGCUGCGCUCCUACUUCUCUGAGAGCGGGAUUGAAUACAACCUCAUCCGGGUCCCCAUGGCUUGCAGCGACUUCUCUGUGCGCCCCUACAGCUACGAUGAUGUCCCUGAUGACUACGAGCUGAAGCACUUCAGGCUGGCGGACGAGGAUGUGAAGAUGAAGAUUCCCCUCCUGCGUCGAGCUUUGGCCAUGAGCAAGCGGCCGCUGUUGCUGUUUGCCAGCCCCUGGACUGCCCCAGCCUGGAUGAGGAGUAACGGGGAUGUCCGUGGGAAAGGGACUCUGAAGGGGAAGGCAGGGGACAAGUACCACAAGACCUGGGCCAACUACUUCAUCAAGUUCCUGGAUGAAUAUGCCAAACACAACGUGACCUUCUGGGCAGUGACGGCGCAGAACGAGCCUCUGGCAGGGCUCUUCACGCCCCCCCAGGCCCCCACCAUCGCCUUCACGGCCGCACAGCAGCGGGACUUCAUCGCCCAGGACCUGGGCCCCGCGCUGGCCCACAGCCCCCACCGCACGCGGCUCCUCAUGCUCGAUGACCAGCGCAUCCACCUCCCACACUGGGCCAAAGUGGUCCUGGGAAACGCCACAGCUGCCCGUUACGUGGCUGGCCUGGCGGUCCACUGGUACCUGGAUGCCAUCGUCCCGCCUGGCUGCAGCCUGGAGGCCACCCACAAGCUCUUCCCCGACCAUUUCCUCCUCUACACGGAGGCCUGCACUGGCUUCUUCAUGUUCCGCUUUGCCGUGUCCCUGGGCUGCUGGGAGCGGGGGGACCACUACAGCUACAGCAUCCUGACGGUCAUGAACCACUUUGUGUCUGGUUGGACCGACUGGAACCUGGUCCUGGAUCUGGAGGGAGGCCCCAACUGGGUCAAGAACUUUGUGGACAGCCCUGUCAUCGUGGAUGGCAGCAAGGAUGUUUUCUACAAGCAGCCCAUGUUCUACCACAUGGGGCACUUCAGGUGGGUCAGGGGGGCUCAGGUGCUGCCGCCAGGCCCAGAUCAGGGGCAGAACCCAUCUCCUGGUCCUCUCUCCACAGCAAGUUCAUCCCUGAGGGCUCCCGGCGGGUGGGGCUGCACAGCAGCCGCCGUUGCCUCCUCUGCCAGCUGGAGCACGUGGCCGUCCUGCGCCCCGAUGGUGCCCUUGUCCUGGUGGUCCUCAACAGGUCAGCCUGGGCAGGGGAUGGGGAUGAUGCUCAGCCCAGGCUGUGCAGACUGGCUCAGCCCCUCUCGCUCCCCAGGUUCAGCCAGGAUGUGCCAUUUGGAAUCCGGGACCCUGCCAUGGGCUUCAUUGAGACUGUGGCUCCAGCCCACUCCAUCCAGACCUACCUGUGGCGCCAGCAGUGAGAGCCAGGGGAGUGCUGAGGGGCUCUGGGGGGCUCUGGGGGUCAACUCUUCCUCCACCCUUUCCAACAUCCCUCAGGAGUGGCAGCAGAUGCCAGGAGUGCAGCCCCUGCACGAGGGGCUCCGUGUGCUCCUGGCACCGGGGUCUGGCCAGGCCUGCUCCUUCCCAGCCUCCCCUCCCUCCCGGCACUUCCCAUCCCUCUGGAAGCUCCCUCUGCAGCAGCUCCUGGACCACACUUCCACACGUGGCCCCCUUGAAACCUUCGCGUGUGUCGCGGGCGCCAAGUAAAAGCCAUGACGCUCUCCCUCUGGAAUGCGCCGUUCCCGUCAGUGUUUCCUCUACGCGCUCGGAAAUCGCUCGGUUUUCCUCGGCGGGGCGGCUCGGGGCCAGGGGUGCCCCGGGGGCUCCGGCCCCCGUGGCCUGCGGGUGUCUCCUUGUUUAUCCCUGCAGCUGGAGCCUCCGCCACUGCCAGCCCUUGAUUCAUUCCAUAUGUGCUGUUGGUUUUCCCCAGCUUGCUUUUUGGGGGAAUAUUUUAAAAAUCCAAAUGUCAGACGCUGUCGGAAAGGCAGAGUAAAUGAUAUCAGUGGCCCCAUCCACCAAACCUUACGGACAAAUUAGGCUGGUGCCACCGUCUCCAGGGUGGCCCCUGGACAGAGUCCCCUCUAUUCUGGCUGUGGCCAACACUGGCCACAACCCGCAAUGACCUCCCUGUCCUAUUUACUUUCCCUAAAUACCAGUUACAGUAUUCCCUGUGCCUUUGGGAACGUUACCAGCAUCUUUGAAGUACAGGAAUGAGAAAGCCAGAGCUCUCCUUGGCCAAUGCCCCUGUGUGAGAGCCACGGAACUGCUGAGGUUAGGGAAAACGAAAAACCCAGAGGCUUUACAGCUGGAUUAUUGGAGUGUGGUGUGAAGGUGGCACCGGGCUCCAUCCCAGCCCUGUUCAAGGAGCCUGUCCUGUGCUUUUAUCCGUGUUCCUGGGGAAUGCUGGCCCCAACGGCAGCUGGGUCGGGCUGCGUGUGCUUAGAAUCAUAGAAUAGAAUCAUGGAAUCCUUGAGGUUGGAAAAGGCCUCAAAGAUCAUCAAGUCCAACCGUUCCCCCAGCACUGCCAAGGCCAGCCCUAAGUCACGUCCCCAAGUGCUCCAUACACAUUUGUUAAAUCCCUCCAGGGAUGGCAACUCCACCCAGCCGAUGCCAGGGCUGGACAGUCCUGGCCAUGAAGAAAUUUUCUUUAAUAUUCAACCUAAACCUCUCCUGGGAAAUGCCAUAGCUCUCCUGAUGCAACUUGAGGCCAUUUCCUCUUGUUCUUGUUCCCUGGGAGCAGAGCCUGGCCCCCACCUGGCUGCCCCCUCCUGUCAGGGAGUUGUGCAGAGCCAGAAGGACCCCCCUGAGCCUCCUUUUCUGCAGACUGAGCCCCCCAGCUCUCUCAUCCUCUCCUGGUGCUCCAGACCCCUCCUCAGCUGCAUGCCCUUCUCUGGACAUGCUCCAGCCUCUCAAUGUCCCUCUUGUCAGGAGGGGCACAGAACUGACCCCCAGGAUUCGAGGGGUGACCUCAUCAGUGCCCAGCACAGGCUCACUGCGCUGGUCCUUUUGCCACACCAUUCUUGACACCUUGGGAAUGUCUCCUUCCCAAGGGACAUCGGAGCCCUCACCCCCGGUGCUCAGCAGGGCUCAGGGACAGGUGUGCAGGGCAAGGCUUUGGCUCAGCCCCUCUGGGCUGGCUCCUGCUCCUGCCUGUUUGGAGUUCAGCUGCUGUGGGAUGCUGUCUUCCCUCCGGACUGAAAAACCAGCUGGGAAACGGGGGGAUGCAACACCCCGGGCAAGGGGAGCGAGGGGUGGGGUGAGGCUGGAGGAACCACCCCCAUCAUCCCCACUGCCUGCAGCGUGUGCUGGGGGAACCCUUCUCUGGUGGCAGCAGGAGAGCAGGGCCUUGGGUGGGGGGCUGCGAUCUCCAGUGAGGUGCUGUGACUCUGGGCCAGAGGCUGUGACACUGAGUGAGGGGCUGUGGUCCCUG
Poecile atricapillus (Black-capped chickadee) is the source of this 6794-nucleotide messenger RNA. RefSeq names its product lysosomal acid glucosylceramidase-like. Gene Ontology annotation, molecular function: glucosylceramidase activity. The coding region runs from base 2600 to 5071 and encodes 823 amino acids. Lineage: Eukaryota; Metazoa; Chordata; Aves; Passeriformes; Paridae. The transcript has 8 exons. The record is from RefSeq and is a predicted model, not a curated record. Gene Ontology annotation, biological process: glucosylceramide catabolic process.